UCAUGUUGAUUCCAAAUUUCAGCUUGAAGUAAUAGAGGCGUUAACCUCAGUUCCACGACAAAAGAUUGAGGAACAUCUGAAAGACAUGGACAACAUUCCCAUAGCAGUACAGAAGCGCAUAGUUCGCCAGGCAGCAACUUGCGGUAGCAAUUUCAAAGACAUAUUUUUGAAAUUCGCUGAUGUGCAUCAAGCUAUCAACCAUGCAGAAUACAUUCAGGAAGACAGCAUCCGUCGAACAGAGAUCGCCAUCAAAGAAUUCAUGUAUACAUAUCGGCAAAUGUUCCACGAUCAAAAUGUGACACCGAAACUACACUUACUCGAAGACCAUGCAACUGAGCAGCUUCGAAGGUUCAAGGUCGGCUUUGGAUUCCUCAAUGAGCAGGGUGGGGAACUCAUCCACACUGAGUUUAACCGCACAGGCCGAGCUGUUCAUGGUAUGCGAGAUGACCUGCAGAGGCUGAUGACAAUCAUGAAGCGCAACCACAUAAGUACAGCACCAGAAGUCAGAGCAAGAGUCGUCAAGCCAAUGACCAAGCCAAAGAAAAAGAACUGAUUAGCAUGCUAAAUGUACACGUGCUUCAAAUCAACUGUAAUAAAAUUAAGGUUUCUAAUUCUAGUUCCAUUUCCAAGAUAAUGGCACAAUUUUAGAUAUUUCCUGCAUUUCUGACCAUCAUAAUCCUGAAAUGUUAUUUCCAUGGAUUGUGUCACCCUGCAGGUGUUGACAGUUAAAAUACCAGCCACCUCUUCCACUGUCACUCAAGGUCGUGACUAAUUUA
Patiria miniata (bat star) is the source of this 776-nucleotide messenger RNA. RefSeq lists its product as uncharacterized. The transcript is spliced from 2 exons. The record is from RefSeq and is a predicted model, not a curated record. Lineage: Eukaryota; Metazoa; Echinodermata; Asteroidea; Valvatida; Asterinidae. The coding region runs from base 86 to 553 and encodes 155 amino acids.